AAGACCAAACAGAAAAGUAAACCAACAGAAGCAGGAUACGCUUGAGAUUUACAAAUUGAUAUCUAGUCUUUUGAGUUUUGAAUUUUUUAAUUAUUUUCUGAAAAGCUUUUCAGAAUUUACUUUUAUAAUUUCGGUUUUUAGAAACUGAUAGAAUAUUUAAUUUUUUAAAUAAAGUUAUUUUUAAAAUCAUAAAACAAUUUAAAAAAAAAAAUCGUCAUAUCUGCUUUGAAAAGCUACAGAAACUCACCAGGCAAAAAAAGAAAAAGAAAAAAACAGAAAAAGAAAUGCAUAUAACUUGCAAAUUAAGGUUUAUUAUUAUCCACUCUUUUGACAUUUGUAAAUUGCAGGAUUGCAGUUUGAAACCUAACCAUCUGAACUGUCCUAUAAAUCUAAAACAGACAAGAAACGAACAAAAAUCAAUAAUGCAUUCAAAACUAAAGAACUAUGAAUUUCCGUACUUAUGAACGACAUGAAAAGAUUUAUAGAACACGUCCGUACAGCGGCAAACCAUUACGCGUCCCUUCUUCAGUUAUGUUGCCCUCAAAGUCCCAUCUCUUAUCCCUUUGCUCGUACAAUCCAUGCCCACAUGAUAGCUUCUGGGUUCAAGCCACAUGGCCAUACUCUCAACCGCUUGAUCUAUAUUUACUGCAAAUCAUCGAAACUCUCAUAUGCGCGCAGCCUGUUCGACGAAAUCCCCCAACCAGAUAUAGUUGCAAGAACAACGUUGAUUAAUGCGUAUUCUGCUACUGGGCAUUUAAAACUUGCAAAAGAGAUGUUUUAUGAAACUCCGUUGAUUAUGAGAGACGCUGUUAUUUACAAUGCUAUGAUCACUGCUUACUCGCAUAAUAAUGAUGGUCAUGCUGCUAUUGAACUAUUCUGUGACAUGAAAAGGAAUGAUUUUAGGCCUGAUAAUUUUACUUUUACUAGUGUUCUUGGUGCACUGGCACUUGUAGCUGAAAAUGAAAGGCAUUGCCAGCAGCUACAUUGCACGGUGGUGAAAUCUGGAACAUGGUUUGUUACUUCAGUGUUGAAUGCAUUAAUAUCUGUUUAUGUUAAGUGUGCAUCGUCGCCAUCAGUAAUAUCGUCGUCCUUGAUGGGUGCAGCUAGGAGAUUGUUUGAUGAAAUGCCUGUAAGAGACGAAUUGUCGUGGACGACUAUUAUUACUGGGUAUGUCAAGAAUGAUGAUCUUGAUGCAGCAAGGGAAGUUUUUGAUGGGAUGAGAGAGAAAUUGGUGGUGGUAUGGAAUGCAAUGAUUUCAGGUUAUAUGCAUCGUGGGUUAUAUCAAGAAGCAUUGGAGAUGUUCAGGAAGAUGUAUUUAGCAGGAUUAAAAUUGGACGAGUUUACAUACACUAGCAUUAUAAGCGCUUGUGCGAAUGCUGGUUUUCUUCAGCAUGGCAAGCAAGUGCAUGCGUACAUUUUAAAAACGGAGGCCAUGCCUUCACCAGACUUUUCAUUGCCUGUGAAUAAUGCGUUGGUUACAUUAUACUGGAAAUGUGGUAAAGUUGAUGAGGCGCAAGAGGUAUUUAAUAAUAUGCCAGUGCGAGAUCUUGUAUCCUGGAAUACAAUUUUAUCUGGGUAUCUUAAUGCUGGGCGCAUGGAUGAAGCUAAAACCUUUUUUGAAGAGAUGCCUGAGAAGAACAUUUUGUCUUGGGUUGUAAUGAUAUCAGGAUUAGCUCAAAAUGGGUUCGGGGAAGAGGGUCUAAAGCUGUUCAACCAGAUGAAAUUACGAGGUUUUGAACCGUGCGAUUAUGCAUUUGCAGGAGCUAUUACUUCUUGUUCUAUGCUUGGAUUAUUGGAACAUGGACGCCAACUGCAUGCUCAACUUGUACGGUUUGGGUUCGAUUCAAGUCUUUCAGCAGGAAAUGCACUGAUAACAAUGUAUGCAAGAUGUGGUGUUGUUGAAGCUGCACGCACUUUAUUCCUUAGUAUGCCUUGCGUUGAUUCAGUAUCAUGGAAUGCCAUGAUUGCAGCACUGGGGCAGCAUGGAUAUGGUGUUCAAGCAAUUGAACUUUUUGAAGAGAUGUUGAUAGAAGGUAUAUUGCCUGAUCGGAUAACUUUUCUCACAGUUCUCUCUGCUUGUAGCCAUGCUGGUUUAGUUAAAGAAGGGCACCGUUACUUUAACUCAAUGAGUCGUGUCUACAGAAUAACCCCAGGUGAAGAUCAUUAUGCCCGUGUUAUUGACUUGUUAUGUAGAGCUGGGAGAUUCUCAGAGGCAAAGAGCGUAAUGGCAUCAAUGCCUUUUGAGCCUGGUGCUCCAGUUUGGGAGGCUCUUCUUGUAGGUUGUCGUCUACAUGGGAACAUGGAUCUGGGUGUUACAGCUGCAGAGCGACUCUUUGAGCUGAAGCCCCAACAUGAUGGAACCUAUGUACAGUUGUCAAACAUUUACGCUGUAGCAGGGCGAUGGGAUGAUGUGGCUAAAGUGCGGAAGUUAAUGAAGGACCGAGGGGUGAAGAAAGAACCUGGUUGUAGUUGGAUUGAAGUUGAAAGCAUGGUUCAUGUAUUCUUGGUUGAUGAUGCUGUUCAUCCUGAGGUACUAGCGGUUUAUAAUUAUCUUAAUCAGCUGGGCCUGGAAAUGAGAAGAUUAGGGUAUGUCCCAGAUACAAAGUUUGUGUUGCAUGAUAUGGAGUUUGACCAAAAAGAAAAUGCCUUGUCCACUCACAGUGAGAAGCUUGCAGUUGCUUUUGGACUUAUGAAACUUCCCCGUGAAGCCACUGUUAGGGUUUUCAAGAACCUUAGGAUCUGUGGUGAUUGCCAUAAUGCAAUCAAAUAUAUAUCAAAAGUUGUCGAGAGGGAAAUUGUUGUGAGAGAUGGAAAGCGGUUUCAUCAUUUUCGGGAUGGUAAAUGCUCUUGUGGUGAUUACUGGUAGGAAAUUUCUGACAAGUCAGAGAGUUAAGAUGCAAAUUUAGACAUUUGCUUGGGAUGUGGUGGCCCUUAAAGAAAUGCAGUCUUGCCUUAAAAAAUAUAUCAAAAGUCUGAAAUAUUUAAGGUUCAAGUCAAACAUUUGUUGGUCUUUUGGCGGUUCUUCAAAAUGAAGCAUUGCUUUGAAAAUAUUUAUUAGGGAAACUGUUGUCACAAAUGGAAGAGGUAUCAUCAUUUCAGGGGUGUUGAAUUGCAGUGAUUACUUAUAGGCAGCUUCUGUUAAAAUAUCAAACAGUUAAGAGUUCACAUCAGAAAUUUGUUUGGCUUCCGGUGAAGUUCCUAAAUGCAGCCUCGCCAGUUGCCUCAGUGAAUGCCUGUAUACGAUUCUUUUCAAAAGUUAAUACAGCAUUGUCACACUAACCAAAGGCUUUAGUUUUCUUUUUCACUUGAAACAUUCAUUUAUCAGAGUUUCCUUUAAUAGAAAUAGGAGCUCAAGAAGAAGUGACUUGUAUUGCAAUCUCCAAAGGGAUGAUUGAUUUUUCAACGGGGGGUAGCACUGCGACAUUUGUUAUAGUAAUUCUAUCAAAUGGGGAAUUAUCAUUGCUUGUUUUGAAAAACUUUUCUCAAGUAAUGCAUUUCACAUAUUACUUCUAGCCA
Molecule: messenger RNA, 3516 nt
Organism: Ricinus communis (castor bean)
Lineage: Eukaryota; Viridiplantae; Streptophyta; Magnoliopsida; Malpighiales; Euphorbiaceae
Product: pentatricopeptide repeat-containing protein At1g25360
Exons: 1
Coding region: 461-2866 (801 amino acids)
Biological process (GO): RNA modification
Molecular function (GO): RNA binding; protein binding; zinc ion binding
Source: RefSeq, a predicted model, not a curated record